Messenger RNA from Naegleria lovaniensis, 789 nucleotides. RefSeq lists its product as uncharacterized. Bases 1 to 789 code for a protein of 262 amino acids. Gene Ontology annotation, cellular component: cytosol. Lineage: Eukaryota; Heterolobosea; Eutetramitea; Acrasida; Naegleriidae. The record is from RefSeq and is a predicted model, not a curated record. The transcript has a single exon.
AUGUUGCGUGUCUGCAUUCUUGAUGUUUCGGAUCAUAAACAAUUGUUUGAAGAUGAAUUAUUUCAGAAAUUCAUGUUUCAAGAGUCUUUCUCUCAGUGUGCUUCGUUCCAUGUCGCACAAAACAAGUGGCCUGUUGCUUCCGAAGAUGUUGCUCAUGAAAAUUCUCCUAAUAAUUCGAUCAUUCGCUAUUUAUUAAAACAUUUUGAUGCAGUUCUCAUCACAGGAAGUGAAGAUUGUUGCAUGGAUGAUUCGUUAUGUUACAUCAAACAAUUAUGUGAUUUAAUAAGAGAUUUAGUGGAUAUUAAUUUUCCAGUUUUUGGAAUUUGUUUUGGUGCUCAAGCGAUUAUUCGAGCCUUGUUUGGAAAACAAAGUGUUGCUCAUUUGAAAGAUCUUGGCAAGGAGCCAGAAUUUGGAUGCAUUGCAUUAGAGUUGACGAAAGAAGGAAAGGAAUGUGGUUUAUUUGAUGGAAUUGAACACGUUCGAGAAGGAGUUGCUUUUUAUUCAUCAUCCUCUCAUUCAGAUGCAUUUCUAUUGAACAAUGAUCAAGUCGAAAGAAUCAUCCAGUCUCGCCAUUGGGAAAAUCAAGGUUAUCGUAUUAAGGGCAAGAUGUGUUAUGGGCUUCAAUUUCAUCCAGAGAUGGACACUCAUGCUUCGAAUGCAAUAUUUAACAGCGUCACAACAGUACCUAUCAAGUAUGAUGACCAUGUACAUGAGCUAGAUAUGAGUGUUGGAGUGAAAAUUGCAAAAAACUUUGCUUACAUGGUUUUGCAUAAAAAGAAUAAUAAUUAA